Lates calcarifer (barramundi perch) is the source of this 1176-nucleotide messenger RNA. RefSeq names its product partitioning defective 3 homolog. The record is from RefSeq and is a predicted model, not a curated record. Gene Ontology annotation, molecular function: syntaxin binding. Gene Ontology annotation, cellular component: cytoplasmic vesicle. Gene Ontology annotation, biological process: insulin receptor signaling pathway; regulation of insulin secretion involved in cellular response to glucose stimulus. NCBI's taxonomy places the organism in Eukaryota, Metazoa, Chordata, Actinopteri, Centropomidae.
UGUGUGUGUGAGAGAGAGAGAGAGACGGACGGGUAUCAGCAUGGAUUAGUGAGUAAAGGUAAGCGUGUGUCUCUCCCUGUCGAGGCGGAUUUCCGUCCCUCUCCUCCUCCUCCUCUCUCUCCGGUCACACACACCGACCUGGUUUGAACCGCCGCCGCCGCCGUCUCUUCUCAUCCCGUCUCCUCCUCUGAACCACCCGCUGCUGCCGCUGCUGUCUCAUGGCGGCUCGUGUUUGUGUGUGAGAGUGUGUGUGUGAAUUGUUUUGGUGUUGGACAGUCGUGCGAUGCCAUUACUCCCUCAGGACGCUGAGAGAUUCGAUGGGCUGUCUCUACUCUACUGGAUGAUCAUGGGCCCACACGGCAUCAACCGAGCUGUACAGAGGCUGGAGUUCUGUGACUGCAAGAAGGGACUGGGUGUGAAAAUAAUCGGAGGUUACCGAGAGCUGACAGGAGAAGAGUUUGGUAUCUACAUCAAGCGGGUGAUAGCCGGUGGUUUGGCAGCGCUGGACGGUCGGCUUAAGUCAGGUGACCUGAUUUUGGAUGUCAAUAACAUCAGUCUGAUGGGGGUGACCAAUGAGAGGGCGGUGGAGAUCUUGAGGACAGCCUCGCUCUCUAAUCACAUGUCCCUGCUAAUCGCCAGAGAUGAAGAAUCCAGGAGGGAGUUUGCUGAGCUGAUGGAGAAAUAUGGCUCCAAUAACAUCCCAGCCUCAGGACGAAUCUCUCCUACUCAACUCUCCACAGGGAAGCUGACAGACACAGCCUCCUCUUCCUCCUCCUCCAGAUCGGAGAGCCCCCAGCUCCUCAGUCCUAAAGAGGGGGUCACCGCCUACACCCACGCCCCUUAUGUUGCCAACCCCCCCUACACCGUGCACACGCCCACGCACGCCUUCAGUGACAGUGUCAUUCAGUUGAUAUGCGUUGCCAAGGGAACAGGCCUGGGGGAUCGUCAUCAAGGGGGGAGCCCAAUCGUGCCGAAAGGACCAAUGGUGUUCAUUCAGGAAAUAGUGCCUGGAGGAGACUGCCAGAAGGACGGCAGGCUGCAGGUCGGGGACCAGCUGGUGUCCAUUAACAAAGAGUCCCUGAUCGGAGUGACGUAUGAGGAGGCUCGCAGCAUCCUGACACGCACAAAACUCAGGUCCAACACACCUGGCACCUGGGGACUUUUUCAAGGACAUCA